This is a messenger RNA of Nematolebias whitei (Rio pearlfish), 1865 nucleotides long. RefSeq names its product myeloid ecotropic viral integration site 3 (gene meis3). Bases 373 to 1632 code for a protein of 419 amino acids. The record is from RefSeq and is a predicted model, not a curated record. Gene Ontology annotation, molecular function: RNA polymerase II cis-regulatory region sequence-specific DNA binding; DNA-binding transcription activator activity, RNA polymerase II-specific. Gene Ontology annotation, biological process: eye development; positive regulation of transcription by RNA polymerase II; animal organ morphogenesis. The transcript has 13 exons. NCBI's taxonomy places the organism in Eukaryota, Metazoa, Chordata, Actinopteri, Cyprinodontiformes, Rivulidae.
GGAGUCACUCCUCCUCCUCCUCAUCAUCAUCACCUUCCUCCUCCUCCCCUCCGGAGGCUGAAAACACCAUCGCUCAUCCCGGGCCGUGACAUUUUCCAGCCUGUCGCCGCGUGCGCGGACAGCGAGCGCAAAGAGCCAAAAAGGGAGAAGAAGAAGAAGAAGAAGAAGAAGAAGAGGGUGGGGGGGAUCUUCCGUCCACAGCACCGAGCAUCCCCGACGCCCCUACCCGGAGCGAGAGGCGCCGCAGGAAGCCGCUGCGCCCUCCUCCCAGCCCACCAGGACUGGAUCUUGUCGGAGGCGGCGGGAGGCAGCGGAGGACUGGAUCCGAGCGGCGCGUCGUCUUCUCCGGCGUAGAUCUGGCUGUCGAGGCGCAUGGAGAAGAGGUAUGAAGAGCUGGUGCAGUACUCAGGGUCGGAGGGCAUGUUGGUGGGGGGGUACGGGGACGACGUCAGGGCGCUCCCCCCCCCGCAGUACGGCCCUGCCAUCCCCGACUCCCUCAAACACCACAAAGACCAGAUCUACGGUCACCCACUCUUCCCACUGCUGGCCUUAGUGUUUGAGAAGUGCGAGCUGGCCACCUGCUCCCCUCGAGACCCCUCCUCCUCCCUGUCCGUCCCCUCCCACCUCCCCGGCAUGGCCAAUCACAGCGACGUCUGCUCCUCAGAGUCCUUCAACGAUGACAUCGCCGCUUUCGCAAAGCAGAUUCGCUCAGAGAAACCCAUUUUUUCCUCCAACCCUGAGCUGGAUAACUUGAUGAUCCAGGCCAUACAGGUUCUUCGUUUUCAUUUACUGGAGUUGGAGAAGGUUCACGAUCUGUGCGAUAAUUUUUGCAAUCGUUACAUCACCUGCCUGAAGGGGAAAAUGCCCACAGACCUGGUCCUGGAUGAGCGGGAGGGGGGCUCCAAGUCUGACAUGGAGGACUUUGGAGGAUCCUGCACCAGCCUUUCAGAGCAGAAUGUGUCGUGGUUACGAGAGCCGGAUGAAUGUGCCACCACCCCUCUGGGAACACCAGGCACCUGUGGGCUGCCUUCACACAACACAGCCGACAACUGCAGCGACGCAGGCGACGGUCUUGACGGAGGAGUGGCGUCCCCCAGCACAGGAGAGGAGGACGAGUGCGACAGAGACAGGAGGAACAACAAGAAGAGAGGCAUCUUCCCUAAAGUGGCCACAAACAUCAUGAGGGCGUGGCUCUUCCAGCACCUCACACACCCGUACCCGUCGGAGGAGCAGAAGAAGCAGCUGUCGCAGGACACGGGGUUGACCAUCCUGCAGGUCAACAACUGGUUCAUCAACGCCAGGAGGAGAAUAGUUCAGCCGAUGAUUGACCAGUCAAACCGCUCAGGUCAGGGGGGUCCCUACAGUCCAGAGGGAGCAGCUCUCGGGGGCUACGGGCUCGACGGGCAGGCCCACCUCGGCCUUCGAACAGCAGGUCUCCAGGGAAUGUCCUCCCUGCAGGGGGACUAUCCCAGCGCUCUGCUGUCCCAGCCCGGAUACCCUCCGCACCCGGGGCCGUCCCUCCACUCGUACCCCGGCCCGCACCCUCACCCCGCCAUGCUGCUCCACCCGGCCCCACACGCACACCCCGCAGAGCCGCUCCUCGCCCAAGGACUGGACAUACACGCCCACUAGCUGUGUGGAGGGGAGGAGGGUGAGCGUGAAUGAGUGUGAGGCAGAUUUAUUGUGUGUGUGUGUGUGCUCGUGGAUGUGCGCAGGGCUGUGUAAUGACUCAUACAGUACACUAUUUAAAGACAAAUGGCUUUGAAAGUUUACAUUCCUCCCCGAUGGACCCUGACCUCAAUGUAGCUGAUCCACUUACACACACACACACACACACACACACACUUACACACAAACACACACAC